AUGGUGAAAAGGAAAGGCGGAUCUAACAUAAUAUCACAGUUUGAUGAAGUCCCAGAUAAAUACGAAGAUGAAGUAUUGGAAGCUUAUGCAAUAAUAACAGAAGAAUCGGGUGACUUCUACCUCAAACAAAUGAAGAAAUUCUUCAAUCAAUUAUCAAUUCCAAAAUGCUUUACCUCAGACAUAGUUGAAUGUGUAGAUUCAUUUUAUGCAUUGCAAGGGUCUUUAUACGCGUCCACUAGUCAAAAGAGGGAUAUCAUUUUGCAGAUGGUGUUGGCUUUCACUAUCACAGGAAGUAUAACUAAUGAUGAUGACAUUAUAGAUAUUAUUGACGUAGAUAAAUUGAUUAAAUAUAGUAAUAGGUUACUAAAGUAUCGAGACAAUUUCAAUGUAAUCAAAGAAACAUGGAAGUUGUUCGUACUGGAUGAUAAUUUCAUUCUGGCUAAACUAUCGUUGCCGGAAUUGCAGAAGAUCAAACAAUCUUUGAAUCUCGAUCCCUCAUCAUUGAAUGACGGCUUACUUAUUGAUAUGUUAAGCUCUUGUAAAACAGAUGAGGAGGGUACGAUGCAUAAUUUUGAUUUAGGAAAAUCAUCUAACGGACUUUACAUCAACAUCAAAGAUUUCGCUUGUAUAUUAGGAAAUUUGGGAGAAUUCGAUUAA
Molecule: messenger RNA, 657 nt
Organism: Yamadazyma jaroonii
Lineage: Eukaryota; Fungi; Ascomycota; Pichiomycetes; Serinales; Debaryomycetaceae
Source: the annotation of a GenBank genome assembly